Molecule: messenger RNA, 288 nt
Organism: Serpula lacrymans var. lacrymans S7.9
Lineage: Eukaryota; Fungi; Basidiomycota; Agaricomycetes; Boletales; Serpulaceae
Exons: 2
Source: RefSeq, a predicted model, not a curated record
CCACCGUGUAUUCGGCUAGAUAUCACUGCUUUAUCAGGUUAAAUAUCAGAACACGGAAGGCCAGAAUUCCUUGGACAUAGGACAGGUGGUGUGGCCAGCUUGGGAACAACAUUUGGGUACUCCAUCAUCCAUAUCCUACCAAUCUCCCCCAAGCAAGAUCAAAUCGACGGAGCACGUCGCUGGUGACAGGCUUCAGCGCACCCAAAAAUACGCGCUUUCUGGUCCGAAGGCAAGGAAAAACUUCACAUUCGGCCAAAUUACUGCGGUUGGUCAAUGAACUGGCGCUGA